Messenger RNA from Lodderomyces pseudojiufengensis, 1758 nucleotides. RefSeq names its product dolichol kinase. The record is from RefSeq and is a predicted model, not a curated record. Gene Ontology annotation, molecular function: dolichol kinase activity. Gene Ontology annotation, biological process: dolichyl monophosphate biosynthetic process. The coding region runs from base 1 to 1758 and encodes 585 amino acids. The transcript has a single exon. Gene Ontology annotation, cellular component: endoplasmic reticulum membrane. Lineage: Eukaryota; Fungi; Ascomycota; Pichiomycetes; Serinales; Debaryomycetaceae.
AUGGCUAAGAAGAGGAAAGAAUUGAUCGAGAAUGAUGGAGACCGAACAGCGAGAUCAACGGCUGCAAUAUUCAGGAACAUAAAAACUAGCGAUCUGAUAUUGCAAGAGGAAGGAAAAAAAACCGAUAAAGAUGAGAAGGUAGACAUGCCCAAUGAACCAUUAGGCAACUCACAAGAUGAUAUAAAUGAUGCAGGCUUUCCAUUUAAUUAUAUAUAUAAAUUUCAGGACUAUUUAAAUCAACACAUGAAUCUUUUGAAAUCAGCACAAUUAUUGGUUUUCGGAUUUUUCAUACAAUUAAUAUAUUUAAGACAAGAUAAAUUCGAUCAUGCAAAAAAAUCAUUGCCAAUGAUGCUUUUUAGUUGCGCUGGUGUGCUUUCUUGUACCGUUUUGAGUAUUGUAAAAAGCAAAGAAGAGACUAUUCAUGUUCCAGACUUUAACUACUUCUAUAGCAUCUUGAUUCCAUCAUUAUUUAAUAUUGUGCAUUACGAUCCAAGUUGGAUGUUAAUUAACAAUUCCUUAAACUAUUUCAUUGUCGACAAAAUGCAUCCGAUUUUCAAUUUAAUAUCAAGUGUUAUAUUUUUUGUCAUCUAUAAAGAAGAGUCAGGUGAUACAAUUACUGUAUUUGAGUUUUUACAAAUAUCAGCUGCUCAUUUUUUAUUCAGUUAUGCACUUCAUUCUGUUAAUACUGCUCAAGCACUUGGGGGUCAAAAAGACAAAGUAAAUGACAAUAGCAAUAAAUUAGUGUUUGAAAAAUCUUUGAGAAAUUCAGAGAUACAAUUAAUUUGUUUGUUAAUAGUCAACAUUAUUUUCAAUCCUGCUAUAACAAAGGAUUCUAUUCCAUUACAAAUUUUUCAGAAAUUAUUGAUAAGUUUGAUAAUCACUUCGUUUUUGGCAUACCCAAUUCAUUCAUACUUGAAUGGUUUAAUCAAUAUAGGGGUCUUUGGAGCAAUUUUUUGUGGCUUGACCAUAUUUCAAUUACAAACAAUCCUUGGAAAUAACGCUUUAAUCUGGUUAUAUGAAUACGUCUCAGAUGAUCCUGAAAAAGUGCAAAUUUUGAAAAUUUGGGUUUCACUGGCAUUAAUUAUCAUACCAUUGAUUUUCUACUUAGCAGAUAAAUUCAGUUUGAACACAAGAAGAAAAAUUUGGCAUUUAGUUAUUAUUGUGGCAUUAACAUUCAGCAAUAACAUCUUAUUUAAUCAAGUAGAAUUUACAAUAUUAUCAUUAUUAGGAAUGAUCAUUGUUUUCCUAAUUUUAGAAAUAAUCAGGUACAAUGAAAUCAGUUUUAUUGGAAGCUUUUUAAAAAAUUCAUUAAAUAAAUUUCAAGAUUUAAAAGACUCAGGACCAUUUAAUUUAUCAUAUAUAUAUUUGUUAAGUGGGGUAAUCCUUCCAAUAGUUUAUGAUUACCUUAUGAACAAAAAUAAAGUGACUAUCAUUAGAUACCUUGGACUUAUAGCUUUAGGGGUUGGUGAUUCAUUUGCAUCCAUAAUUGGUAGAAGAUUCGGAAGUUUAAAAUGGAAAGGAAGUAAUAAGUCAGUACAAGGUACAAUUGCAUUCAUAAUAACUACAUUCAUAUCCAUAAACAUCGUAGAGUAUUAUAAUAUUAAGAACAAAGAUUAUGAGCCUAUUACCAAUUGGGAAAAUGCUUUGGUUUCCAUUUUAUUAGGUGGUGUUCUUGAAGGUACGUCAAACAUUAAUGACAAUUAUUUAAUUCCUACAUUCAUUCCAAUUGCAUACGAGUUGUUGAGUAGAUGUUAUUAG